AAAACCCGCGUCCAAGCGGCGCUGCCGCCAGCCGCCACAAAAUUUCGCUCCCCUUUCCCGCCAACAAAUACCAACCCUGGCGGCAACUUUCCCCCGCCCGGCAAUAUCCAGAGUCAAAUUUUGCCCCCUCCGCGCCAAUCCUCCUCAUCCACCCCCCUCCUCAUACAUACGGCAAUAUCCAGAUUCGAGAAGCAGAGUAGGGUUCCAGUUCCGACGCCGAGAUCUCUGCUCGCCGCCGCCGCUCCCUCCGUCUUUCAGUCCAUCCCUUCUCAAGGUCAGCGCCUCCCCGGACGGAGCGGGCGGUCGCCCUCUUCGAGUUCGACGCCGACCGUCCCGCGGCUUUUCCUCGAUUUACCCGGGGCCGGGGGGUCUUCAGGUUCAGGGACCCUUUUAACCUUCACUUCUCUGAGUAGAUUUGGCUACAAAUAAGGCACUCAAUCUGUAGACUGUCAUCUGGCCACAAUGUCUGUAGAUUUGGCUCACAAAAUAGUUUCGACUCUCAGAAGAUCUGAAAGGUGCAAGAACACCCGUGUAAUAUACAAUGAUGAUUAUGAAGAAGAUUCCGAGACUGAGAUAACUGAUUCUGAAGAAGAUUCCGAGACUCAGAUAACUGAUUCUGAAGAAGUUGCCUCUCCUUCACCCUCGGGACUUAAUGUUGCUUCUGUUGAUGAUGGUUCCGGUGAAGAGGAUUUUUGCAGUGUGCCUCGCAAGGAUCGAAGAGCUCCGUUGAAAGUUAAGAAUAAGAAGGCUCCAAAAACUAUUUCUGAAGGAUCUGGCACUAAGGGUCAGUCUCAGUGUGGGGGUCUUGGGGUUGAAAGAUCAAACGAGGAAGUUGAUCUUGAUGAGCCUCUUAUUGCUUUGAAACAGAAGAAAGAAAAGACAACCCCUUCUAAGGCGAAAAGAAGGACGGAUGCAUCAUCUUCUCCACAUGCUACAAAACUAGAUACAUCAGCAAAGAGAGAUGAAAUUAGUCCUGUACAAACUUCCCUAUUCGAGUCAAGGCUGCAUGACUUAGUGACACAGAAGCUUGAAAGAAGAGCUGUAGAUCAAGAGCACUCGAGAAUUGCUAUUGAACGCACCUGUGACCAUUCAUCUGUUGUGCUGCAUCAGUUUCCCAUCAAAGAUAAUGAAUGUGGACAGCAGCCUGGUUUCAUCACCCAACCAACUGAAGCAGAUGUUUCUGAAGCCAAAGCGCAUUUGUAUGACAGUGUGGAACAAAAAAAGACUAAUAACAAUUUUUCUUCACUAGGUCCCAUUGAUGAAGUGAGCAACCAUCAGAAAUCUUUAGAUGAUACAAGUAAUUACACAGAUGUGAGGUGCACAUCGGUGGUCAUCCAACCUGAUUUAUGUGGAAGCACAGACAGGAUUUGCACUUCGCAUGAGGAGGUUGUGCAGAUGCCGGUGGAGGGUCAAUUAGAUUCACUAGUCUGCCAUGGUGUGAAAACAAAGGAUAUAUUACUGCAUAUAAAUGUUGAACAAGCAGCCACAGGCUACAAUUUUGCUUUUGAUAAGACUCUUGAUUUGGCUCAUACUGCCAAUUUUGACACUCAAGACGGGCGGCUAGAAAAUAUAGUUUAUGGUGCUCUGAAUAAUAAUGUGCAGCGGAAGUGUUUUGAAACAAAAACUUCUGUUGGAGUUCCAGAUACUGUUGUGACUCUGAGCUCACCAACCACAGCAAAUGUUUCACAUGAUGGCUGCCUCUUACUUGCCAACAUGGAGGGGUCAUCAACGGAUAUUGAUCAGUUAAGUGGUACAAUGAAUGUUGGCAUUUGUAGAUCUGUUAAUGAUCAAGAAUCAAGAGAAACUGGAGAUGCAAUAUCAGAUAGCUCCUCUAAUCCUGAAGAAACACAAGAAAUUUCUGAUGGGCAAACUAGGGCGUCUGAUUUUUUCAUUGAUGAAGGAUCAAUUGAAGAUAAUACUCCAAGAAAACUGUUGUCCCAGAGAAAGAUUAUGUCACCAACUUCUCAGGAGAAGUUUUGCAAUGCUUUGGCUGGUAUCGAUUUGUGUGGAGUCCAAAGGCUUGAGAGAAAGAUUAAUCUUGAAGAUUGUGAUGUAAGUAGUCAAGCAUUACCUCAGACGACAAACAAGCAAUACCGAUCUAUAUUAACCAGAGACAGGAAACUUAAGAGCAGAACUUCUAUCUCCUUUACAAGGAAAGGAGUUCUUAAGUCAACAGAAUCCCCAUAUCCUGAGCUGACAAGUUCAUCUGUUCUUUUGGACACUGAGAAAGCUGUUGAGUUUUCACAAAGGCAGAUGCAUGAUAUAGAAAGCAUUGCAGCAAAUCUUAUCAGGAGCUUGAAGCACAUGAGAAGUUUAGUGGACGAAAAUUUGUCAUCAGAAGCACAGUCUUUGCUUCCUAAUUUUAACACUGCCGAGAUGAGAGCAGCAUCUGAGGAUGCAUUAAAGGUGGAGAGAACUACAAGGAAAUGGUUGACAAUAAUGAACAAAGAUUGCAAUCGUUUUUGUAAAAUAUUGACACUAGAGGGAAAGAAGGCCGCUUCGCAUCCAGAAUUGCCGAGGAAACGUAGGAGGAUAACGUUCGCGGAUGAAGCUGGAGGAAUGCUCUGCUCUGUUAAUGUGUUUAGUGAUGUACAGACCUCUCCUGCAUGCGAGGGUGAGUCAUAAACAUUAUUUGGGCUGAUUGCGUCAAGCAAUUGUGUUGUAAUAAGUUGAUUUCUGACAAUGAAGAAUCAAACAAGAUGGGCCCUGUUUUUUAUUUUUUCCGAACGAGAGAUGGAUGGCCCUAGUCAGGAACCAAGUAACUGGGGAAUGUUUCCCUCUCACUGUAUGUUUAGACGCUAGAGUCUAUGAAGUGGCUUCUGAAACUGUUCCAUCAAAGCUCCACUUGCUGUAAUUUGUAGACAAGAAUCAACUUCUGCAAUUAUAUUGUACAACUGAUUGUUUAGCCA
This is a messenger RNA of Triticum dicoccoides, 2909 nucleotides long. RefSeq lists its product as uncharacterized. NCBI's taxonomy places the organism in Eukaryota, Viridiplantae, Streptophyta, Magnoliopsida, Poales, Poaceae. The transcript is spliced from 7 exons. The record is from RefSeq and is a predicted model, not a curated record. The coding region runs from base 463 to 2625 and encodes 720 amino acids.